AUGGCAUGGACAGAUGAUACUUACCCACAGUUUCAGCAGUGGAACCAGGACACAGAGAAUGUGCAGAUAAAUCAACAGCCUGUAAGUCAGCCCACCACCAUCCUACAGCAGCUCCCUGUUGCCACGUCAUCUCCCACUCCUUCCACCGGGCCAGCACAUGUCAAGCAGGACCUGGUGGAGCUGAUGAUGAUCCAGAAUACCCAGAUGCACCAGGUCAUCAUGAACAACAUGACCAUGUCAGCCCUCAGCUCAUUUGGUUAUUCCCAGCCCCAGCUCCACCCUCCGUCUACCUCUGAGGUUCAGUCAUUUGGUUAUUCCCAGCCCCAGCUCCACCCUCCGUCUACCUCUGAGGUUCAGUCAUUUGGUUAUUCCCAGCCCCAGCUCCACCCUCCGUUUACCUCUGAGGUUCAGUCAUUUGGCUAUUCCCAGCCCCAACCCCACCCUCCACCCCUGAAGAGGGCGGUCCCACCUCCUCCCCCACCCAGCGCUACCAGGACUGUGGGGGCUGACGUCCCUCCAGCAACAGAUUACUAUGAGGCUAUGGAGAGAAGACAGUGA
This is a messenger RNA of Oncorhynchus masou masou (cherry salmon), 558 nucleotides long. RefSeq names its product proline-rich protein 29-like. The transcript is spliced from 5 exons. Bases 1 to 558 code for a protein of 185 amino acids. The record is from RefSeq and is a predicted model, not a curated record. NCBI's taxonomy places the organism in Eukaryota, Metazoa, Chordata, Actinopteri, Salmoniformes, Salmonidae.